AUGACCCAAAACAACUUUCUCUCUCUAGUUCUUGCUCUGGUUUUCUAUCAAGUAGGGUUUUGUUUUGGCGAAGAAUUCAUCAAAACAAAUGGAACCCAUUUCACGUUGAAUGGAGAGAAACUCUAUCUAAAUGGGUUCAAUGCAUAUUGGAUGAUGUACACAGCCACUGAUCAAACCACAAGGCCAAACGUGGAAUCUGCCUUUCACCAAGCUUCCAUUAAUGGUAUGAACGUUGCAAGAACUUGGGCUUUCAGUGAUGGCGGUUAUCGCCCUCUUCAGUCCGCCCCUGGAAUUUAUAACGAGGACACGUUCAAGGGAUUGGAUUUUGUGAUCUCGGAAGCAAGUAAGUAUGGAGUUCAUUUGAUAUUGAGUUUGGUGAAUAAUUGGGACGAUUUUGGUGGAAAGAAACAAUACGUUGAAUGGGGAAAAGAGAGUGGGCGAUCGAUAAGCAAUGUUGACGAGUUUUUUACCGACCAAGUUGUGAGACAAUAUUACAAAAAUCAUAUCGAGACAAUUCUCAUGAGAAAAAAUUCUAUAAACGGGAUAACAUAUAAAGACGACCCUACAAUCAUGGCAUGGGAAUUGAUGAACGAACCUCGUUGUCCAUCGGAUUUAUCUGGAAAAACCUUUCAAGAUUGGAUUAUAGAAAUGAGUAACUAUGUUAAAUCAAUUGAUAAGAAUCAUCUGCUAGAAGUGGGGCUUGAGGGAUUCUAUAACAAGACAAUGCAAUCCAAGCAAUUCUCAAAUCCUAGCCUCUUAGUUGGGACUGACUUCAUCUCCAAUAAUCAAGUUCCAGCCAUUGAUUUUGCCACAAUUCACCUUUAUCCCAAUAUAUGGUCACCUGCGAUAGAUGAGUACGUUUUUGUGGAACAAUGGAUUCGAAAUCAUAUUCAGGAUUCUAAUUCGAUUAUCGAAAAACCCAUUUUGUUGACGGAAUUUGGAAAAUCUUCGAGAAUGUCAGGGUUCAACGUGAGCGUAAGAGAUGAAUAUUUCGGUAAGGUUUAUGAUAUGUUGUAUGAUAGUGCAAAAAAUGGUGAAUCUUGUGCUGGAGGACUCUUCUGGCAACUCUUGGUUUCUGGAUUGGACAACUUUAGAGAUGGUAAUGAAGUUAUUCUUGAUCAAGAUAAUUCUACUGCUAUGCUAAUUCUUAGCCAAUCUAAUCGUAUUUACGCUCUUAAUUAG
Messenger RNA from Impatiens glandulifera, 1182 nucleotides. RefSeq names its product mannan endo-1,4-beta-mannosidase 4-like. Bases 1 to 1182 code for a protein of 393 amino acids. The transcript has 5 exons. The record is from RefSeq and is a predicted model, not a curated record. Gene Ontology annotation, molecular function: hydrolase activity, hydrolyzing O-glycosyl compounds. NCBI's taxonomy places the organism in Eukaryota, Viridiplantae, Streptophyta, Magnoliopsida, Ericales, Balsaminaceae.